AUGUAUACAGUCAAGGAUCACUACCACAGCCAUCGGUUAUCGUUUUGGUUGAAUCUAAUUCCUCGUCUCCACAACGCGGGCGAAGAACAGGUCUAUUUAAGGCACCAUUUAUUAACAGAUCACGAAAAUAUGGCCUCAUAUGACGGCAUCGUCCGGCAGAUCGCCUUCAAAUUCUUCGCUCCCAUACCUAAUAAGUCGAUGGACUUAAUCCCUGUUAAUAACACUUCCAUCACGAGUAAGAGCCGGAAACAGUACGACAGUCCGGUCUCUAAUAUCAACACCAAUGAUGUGAAUGUGAACGACGACGGGACCAAUGAAUCGCAUCAAUUGGUUGUGACCACCGAUUCGGUGAUCACUUUCUACAACAAUCAGUCAAUUGUGUCCACAGAUGUCAUACCAAUGAUCGAUAGAAUCAAUUUGAAUGCCAAUAAUAACUCGAUGACUGCCGGCAUUGCCAUCGGAACCAAUUACUCGACGGCCCUAUUGGUGACGAUAGCGAUCGGAUGCUCUCUAUUGAUACUAAAUAUGCUGAUAUUUGCCGGCGUUUACUAUCAAUUGGACAAAAACUCUGCGCUCAGGCAUCACAAGAAGGCUAAGAAUAGGAGCGCCAGUAGUAGUGAUCAUCACUCCAGCUAUCAUUAUAACGAUACGCCCAAAAGCCAAGAAAUGGUUGUAUUGGCCACACCUGAGAAGAGGCUAUUGCAGCAAAAGUCACCGAACCUGAGCCACAAUCACGUCGAGAUUGUCAACACAAACUUCGCCGACCACUCGUCCGACCAAAUGGUGAACAACCAGACGCCGGGCGGCGGCGGUGGCGGCAAGUGUUGCAACGCCGGCACAAUUCGCUCCAACGAUACGGUUUACUACAAUCAAAAGACAUUUGGUUUCGAGCACUCACACCAUUCGCAUCACUCAUCGCCAGUGCCUUCGUGUCUCUCCAAUAGCGACACGACUACCACUUCCAUCAUUCAUGUGCCUCUCGGUUACGACAAGUCCUCUAACGACACGUUCGCCCCAGAGAUUCGCGUCUGAUUCUCAGAUCCUCAACACUUCUUGUAAACGCUUUUUACCACCGAUUGAGCUUCAAAUACAACAACGCAUACAACACUUCUCAUGAGAUAAGUCCUCGACUUUACAUAUAUAUCGACCGCAAUAACUGACACCACUAUUGUAUUGUACAGUAAAUUGAAUUAAAUUCUGUAAAUUAUCGACG
Molecule: messenger RNA, 1213 nt
Organism: Medioppia subpectinata
Lineage: Eukaryota; Metazoa; Arthropoda; Arachnida; Sarcoptiformes; Oppiidae
Source: the annotation of a GenBank genome assembly